AUCACUCUCAACUCAGACGGUUCCGUUCUUCCCGACACUGGUCAGGCUGCAGCUGGUGCCCUUAUACGAGAUCACACAGGACGUUACAUUGCAGCGUACGCAUAUAACUUGGGUUUCUGUUCCAUAACCCAAGCAGAGUUGAGAGGAGCUGUUGAAGGUUUACAGGUGGCUUGGAAUCUCGGAUAUCGUCAAAUCUGA
This is a messenger RNA of Linum tenue, 198 nucleotides long. The record is from the annotation of a GenBank genome assembly. Lineage: Eukaryota; Viridiplantae; Streptophyta; Magnoliopsida; Malpighiales; Linaceae.